Hypoxylon trugodes is the source of this 1488-nucleotide messenger RNA. Its product is annotated as 60S ribosomal protein L2. The record is from RefSeq and is a predicted model, not a curated record. Gene Ontology annotation, molecular function: RNA binding; structural constituent of ribosome. Gene Ontology annotation, biological process: cytoplasmic translation. The coding region runs from base 116 to 880 and encodes 254 amino acids. The transcript has 5 exons. NCBI's taxonomy places the organism in Eukaryota, Fungi, Ascomycota, Sordariomycetes, Xylariales, Hypoxylaceae. Gene Ontology annotation, cellular component: ribosome; cytosolic large ribosomal subunit.
AAAUUGUCGGCUCUCGAAUUUUGGCCGUCUUUUCUAAAUUUCUUCAAUUACCCAAACACCCCAACUUAUCCAUUCUCUCUUCAACAUCUCGAAUUACGCAAAAUAGACCGCCAACAUGGGUCGCGUGAUUCGUAACCAGAGAAAGGGUCACGGUGGUAUCUUCACCGCCACCACCCGUCUACGCAAGGCCCCGGCCAAGUUCCGUUCCCUCGACUUCGCUGAGCGACAUGGAUACGUCCGAGGUGUAAUCAAGGAGAUCAUCCACGACCCGGGUCGUGGUGCUCCUCUCGCCCGCGUUGUUUUCCGAUCCCCCUACAAGUUCAAGCAGAUCACCGAGACUUUCAUCGCGAACGAAGGCAUGUACACCGGCCAAUUCAUCUACGCCGGCAAGAACGCCGCUCUUACCGUCGGAAACGUCCUACCUCUUUCCUCCGUUCCUGAGGGUACUGUCAUCUCGAACGUGGAAGAGAAGGUUGGUGACCGAGGCACCCUCGGCCGAACCUCCGGCAACUACAUCACCGUUAUCGGCCACAACCCCGACGAGGGCAAGACCCGAAUCAAGCUCCCCUCCGGUGCCAAGAAGGUUGUCAGCAGCAGCUCCCGAGGAAUGAUCGGUAUUGUUGCUGGUGGUGGCCGAACCGACAAGCCUCUCCUUAAGGCUUCGCGUGCUAAGCAUAAGUUCGCUGUCAAGCGUAACAGCUGGCCCAAGACUCGUGGUGUUGCCAUGAACCCUGUCGACCAUCCUCACGGUGGUGGUAACCAUCAACAUAUUGGUAAAGCUUCCACGAUCUCUCGAUACGCGGCACAAGGUCAAAAGGCGGGUCUCAUUGCGGCGAGACGGACGGGUCUGCUACGUGGUACCCAGAAGACGAAGGAGUAAAAUGGGUUCUCCAGGUCAUGGUUCAUCACGGCGGUUGGAGUUUUACUUGCUUGCACUUUGCAUCUCUCUAGGUACUGGCGAGUUCACGACAUGAGAUAGGACUCAAUGGGAAGUACCCGGCAUUCAGAUUCUUUCUGCACAUAUAUCAUAUGCCUUUUGCGUGCGAUAUGCUUCGCCUCGUGAAGUCGACGAAGAGUUACGAUGGAUGGUAAAACGUGGCAGUAAACUCGUGCUAUUUAAUACCCAAAAAUAAGCAAAAAUAUUCUAAUCCAUUGGUUCCAAGGUUGUGUCUGGUAUAUUCAUUGCGAAUAGCAGAGAUGGGCAAGAUCUUCAUAAAAGAGGAAGUUCAAGGAUACCCAGGUAUAUACGGUUAUGUCUCGCGUGACAAAGUCGAUAAUGGAAUCAUCAAGUUCCCGCCUUCGCUAUGAUGGUCAGGCUCCGCUUAAUACGUACAUGUAGUCUAAGACCAGCCUUAAAGAAGCUUAAAUCUCAAGAAUUUGUAUAAUCAUAUCGAUAUCCUCUUCAGGUAUUGCACUUAAAUAUUCACGCCAUCGAUUUCUUAUUACCUUCAUGUAAGAGUAAAUCCUAUCUUUGGAUGCAAGAAAGCA